Paramecium pentaurelia is the source of this 637-nucleotide messenger RNA. Lineage: Eukaryota; Ciliophora; Oligohymenophorea; Peniculida; Parameciidae. The record is from the annotation of a GenBank genome assembly.
AUGAUUUUAAAGAAAAUUGUUUUUAAUUUUGCCAAAUAGAACUUUAGAAUUGUCGAAGCUGAAAAAUUACUCUUUGAUAAAACAAACAAAAGUCUAAUUUAUAGAAUGCAUAAUGGUGAAGUAAAUAUUAAACUUUAAAUUAGAACUAAUUAUAAUGGAGCUUAAGAGGAUUGAGUUUUUUUACAGCAUUAAAUUGUAUUCUAGCUUCAUAGGAAUACAUUUAGCCAAGUAAUUUUACAACUCUAAAUUAGUUUUUGGAGGUUGGAAUUGUGCCUCAUAUACUUUAUGCACAGUAGUAGGUUUUGCAGGUUUAAUUUUCUUAAAAAUAUUCUCAAAAAGAACUAUUCAUGAAUUAAGAUUAUUAAAAACAGGUGAUUUUGUAGAAAUUAAAUAUUUUAAUGCCUUUUGGACUCCAAGAUUAUAAACAGUUCAUGUUAGUGAAUUUGCAAAUCUCACAGAAUCCUAUUUUAGUUAUCAUAGAGUAGAUUUAACAAGUGUUGGAAAGGUUUGGAUAAAUAUAGAGAAGAAUGAAUUUGCAGAAUAGUUUUAAGACUAAAGUGUUUUAAUGUAAAUAUUAUCUGGAGUUCCUAUAAAAUUGGAUUAAUCAAAACAUAUAAAGAAAUAAAUUAUUUGAGUC